Messenger RNA from Malus domestica (apple), 2383 nucleotides. The record is from RefSeq and is a predicted model, not a curated record. Lineage: Eukaryota; Viridiplantae; Streptophyta; Magnoliopsida; Rosales; Rosaceae.
GCAAAAGUUCUUGAUUAAAUCGAAAAGAGGAAAGGACAGCUCUUGCAUAACGGCUAUUCUGAAUUUACGAGGGAAACUAACUGCAUUUAGAUAGGAGUAUUAAAACACUAACAUAAAAGGUUGGCUCGAUACAGGUCAAGAUGAAUUUGAAGAGUCUUAACAUAGAAGUACAAUAAUAACCUAAGGUUUAAAUAUAGUUGCAACACUUUAAUUGUAUUGAGACUUUUUGAGAUAAAACUUUACACAUGAGGUCUAUUGGGUUUGAUACCAUCUAGAGAAUUGGGUCUAUAUGGUUAGGUGGAGACAAUAUCGGUGCAUGACAACCUUAGUCGUGAACAAUUGGAUUCACGAUAAAUAUAUCCAUCAAAACUGCCUGUGAAAAAACCAAUAAAUUUCAUGACCUAAACAUUACAAAUUUCACACAUCUUUCCCAAACAAGAGAAUUUACAGUUGUCCCUAGCAUUACAUUUGAAAUUCCUCAUCCAAACGAAAGGAUCGCAACCACGAAGACCGAUGAGGAAUCUGAGUGGAUUUUGAAGUUUUACUUUCAACUUCUCUCCUCUCAGACUCUUAACACAACCCGAAUUCCAAGGUGAAAAAAACCUACAGAUACAAUCAUACAAAAGAAAUACGUAGGAGGGGGAGGAGGAGGAGGAUUGAUAAAAAAAAAAAUGGCAAGGCUGUGCAAAUUGUCCGAAGAGAUGGUGGUGGAAAUUCUGUCAAGAUUGCCUCCUAAGUCUUUGAUGCGGUUCAAGUGCGUCCGUAGGUCAUGGUGCGAUCUGAUCCAGAACCCUAACUUCGUGGAGAAGCACCUUUCCAAUCCCAAACACAACAAAUUGGCCUCCUCCACUAGCAUCAUUGUCAAGCUUACCGUCCCCAAGGGCACCAACAUAAAGGACAAGGAGGAAAACUUCAUCCGCAACAAAAUCAACCUGACGCCAGAUAUGAUGGAUGUAUUUUCGUUACUUAAUCUUUUCGACGAUGUUAUUAAUGAUGGUGAUGUUCAUCAUGCUGUAACUGUUGACGUUGACAACUUCUGGUUGAGGAAACUUCCUUUUAACGUAAAAAUGUUAGGUCAUUGUGAUGGGAUCAUCUGUCUACAAUAUCCCAACGACAUUAUUGUUUUAUGCAAUCCAGCAAUCAAGGAAUUCAAGCUUCUUCCCGAGUCUUGUCUUCUUCACCCUCCAUGGCCUCGCCGUCAUUUAGGUAUUGACAAAGGAGAAGAAAUCAUCACGUAUAGCAAUGCCACGGGAUUCGGUUAUGAUUCCAAAACUAAACAGUACAAGGUUGUUAGAAUUGUCAACUUUUUGCCUAGGCCUUCUAGUGAAGAAGAAGUAUGCACGCCUAGAAGAAAAGCAGCAGUAUACACCUUGGGUACUAAUUCUUGGAGAGUGAUCGAGUGCGAUAUCAAAGUUAAUGCCUUCUAGAUGGCUUCCUUUGAUAUGUACUUCAAGGGAAUUUUUUACUGGUAUGCAGCUUCUGUUCCACAAGAUAAUGAAUUCAUCCUUUCAUUCGAUAUGAGCGAGGAGGUGUUUCAUAAUAUACCCCUUCCAGAUAACUUCCGUAACAUCAAUGGGUGGCUUAAGAGUCUUGCAGUAUGGAAUGACUCCAUUGCUCUUUUAUUAUAUAAUAGAGGAGGUGAAAGGUUCAUGGAUAAAAACACUUAAGCAUUGGAACUUUACAGGACAUUUGAUUCCACUGAAAAUUUGGAAGAGCGACGAGCUUCUGAUAGUUAGCGCUAAUGGGCAUAUAGUCUCCUACAACUUAAGCACAAAAACACGUAAGUACGUUUCUAUUCGUGGCGUGGAUAAUCCAAGAUUUAUUCAAGCUUCUGUUUAUGUGAAUAGUGUUAUUUCAGUCAAGCGAGACAACACAAUUGACAUUCUGUGAAGAGAGACAACACGCUUAAUUGAGGGCUCAGAUGUUUCUACAUACAUAGAAAGUGGUGGAUUGCCAUGGUGAAUACAUUCUUCUUUCUCAACUCAUUGUGUCCGGUGUUCAAACCCUCACCCCUCUCCAUAUUCUAGAUGAAUUUAGAGUAGAUUAUCUAUUGUUUGUCCCAAAAAACAAAAAAAAAACAAAUGUUUCUACAUGCCAAUAAGGACGUUUUGUUGAUGUGUACAAUAAGGAUAUUUUGUUCAAAUGACAUGUUUUCUUCAAUGGAUCAGUGCUAGUAGCCUAAACAUUCCCUUUCUCAUGUGUGCUACUGCUGCGUUUGAAUUGCAUAUAAUAUACAUUACAAGAAGACGCCGAUAAUAGCUAAUGAUAUUAGUAGCAAUGGUUUAAUAUGCUGCGCGGAAGUUGAUAAGAAUGAUAAUGCUACUACAGGAUCACUGUUUUUCGAGUCUGCAGGUUCCUUGGGUUGUCAUACGUUUCUAUUUAA